This is a messenger RNA of Cavenderia fasciculata, 2265 nucleotides long. RefSeq lists its product as uncharacterized. NCBI's taxonomy places the organism in Eukaryota, Evosea, Eumycetozoa, Acytosteliales, Cavenderiaceae. The record is from RefSeq and is a predicted model, not a curated record. Bases 1 to 2265 code for a protein of 754 amino acids. The transcript has 3 exons.
AUGUCUCACCUCAAAAAGAAGAUAAAGGAUAAGUUCGAGGCAGAGAAUGAAAAGAAGGAACUAGCAGCAGCAGCUGCAGCAGCGGCUGCAGAGGAGAAAGGGUCAAAGUCAAAGAGCAGUCGUCAUCACAAGAAAGACUCCCGCAAGGAAAAGGAAAGGGAAAAGGAAGAGGAACAAGAAGAGGAAGAUGUUGUUGAAGAGGAGACUGAAAAGAAACAUCACAAAAAGAAACAUCAUUCAAGCAAACAAAAGAAGAGCAAAAAACAACAACAACAAGAAGAGAGUGACCAAGAAGAGGAAGAAGAGGAAAAAGAAAAGGAAAAGAAACACAAACAUAAAAAGAGAAAAGGAAAGUCGUCAUCCUCCUCUAAACAUGCCGCUGCUACAAGUGAUAAUGAAGAGGAACAACAAGUGGUAGAAGAGGCAGAAGAAGAGGAAGAGGAAAAGGAAAAGAAACACAAGAAACAUCAUCACAAAAAGAAGAGAAAACAAGUCGUUGAAAGUGAAGAUGAUAGUGGAGGAGAGACUGAAAAGGAACGUAUCCGUGCUGAGAAGGAAAGGGAAAAGUUACUUGAACUCGAAGACAUGGAAAGAGAGGAAAAAGAAAGAGAACGUGAACGUGAAAGAAUGGAAAGAGAAGAAAGAGAAAGAAAGGAAAAAGAAAAAGAUAAAGAUAGAGAAAGAGAUAGAGAUAGAGAUAAUAGAGAAAGGGAGAGAGAAAGAGAAAGAGAUAAUAGAGAUAAUAGAGAUAAUAGAGAAAAUAGAGAUAAUAGAGAUAAUAGAGAUAUAGUCAAUAAUAAUAAUGGUAAUAAGAAUAAUAAUAGAUCAUCUGAAAAACAAAUAAUGGAUGAUGAUCCAUUUGCAUCAGAUGAGGAUAUUAUUAAACCAGACGAAUAUGAAGAGGAAGAGGAAGAGGAAAAGAUCAAAAAUAUCAAUAGACGAGAGAUCAUUCCAAGUUCUGAAAACUUCUUCAAGUCUUAUCGUUCGACAAGUGUCAGUUCACCGUCGACCAAGAGUAAAUUUGGAGAAAAGAUAUUGAGCAAGCAGAUUGAAAUUAUAGAACCAUACUUUCCACCUCCACCUCCAAGAAUAUAUCAACCUCAGGGAGCAUAUGAUCCAUACCAUAAUUCGGCUCCAUAUGAUCCAUACACCAACAACAAUGGUCAUCCACCCGUUGACCCCUAUCAUAGCAACGGUGGUCAUCACCCUUAUGAUAAUAAUAGUAAUUAUUCACCUCGACACUCUCAAAAUGGAUCUCAUAAUAGUAAUAAUAAUAGUAAUAAUAGUAAUAAUAAUAGUACCCAUCCAUCAUCACCACCACCACCUUCUUUACCAACCGCUGUCCCAUCCUCAUCAUCAUCAUCAUCAUCAACAUCUACAACUGCAUCAGCUGCUACUGCGGCAACAUCAUCAACCACAACAUCAGCAUUGGAUUAUUUUAAUAGUGUAAAUACAGAAUGGGGAUCAUUAAUCCCAUCAACUAAUACUGCUUCUACCUCGACGACGACGACAACGACCACAUCUACCAUUCAACAACAAGAUGGAUCACCUUUGGAAAAACGAAAAGAGAAAUCACGUUCACAUAAACACCGUUCAUCGGCAAAACAAAAGGAACACGAUGAAAAGAGGAAAAAGAUGUUUACAAAGGAGAUAUCAAAGGUUGUGAUUACAAAGAUGAACAAAUAUUACAAGGACAAAAAGAUUUCCAACAAGGACGACUUUAAAUAUUUGGCAAACAAAUUCACAUUGUUGGCUGUUGAAAAAGAUCAUGGAUCCUACAAGAUUGACAAUGACACUCCAAGAAAAAUUGAAAAGCUUUUGGAAUCCUACUUCCAAAACAAAACUGUAUAUGAAAGAAAGCAAAAGAAAGGUGAUAAGAGUGGUAAAAAGGAAGAUGAAGAGUACAAUCCAUCAAGUGUACUCGAAGACGACAAUGAUUUUGAUAUUGAAAUGUCACCACUACCACCAACUAUUGAUGGUCUUUUGAAAUUUAAUGUGUCAACACCAACUACCACCACUGCCACCACCACUACUACUGUCGUUAUUGAUGUUACCGCCUCUCAACAGCAACAACAACAAGAAGUGAAACAACAACAACAACAAACCUCCAUUUUCAAUAGUGAUAUUACCAAUGAGACUGACAUGGAUAAUUUCAUUCCUGGGGACAUUAGCAAAAUGGAUAUUGAUGCAAUCUUUCCAGAUUCAACAUCAUCAAUUAUAGCAGAGGUAUCCAAUACCACAACAUCCACCACUACCACAGAGUGA